AAAUUAAACCUGAAGGGAGGAAAUAAGGAUCAGAGCAGAAAUGAUGAAACAGAAUAGGGAGAAAAAAAUGAAACUGCAAGUUGGUUCUUUGAAAAUAUCAACCAAAUUCUUGAUCAGCAAAUCUGUAGGUAGACUGAACUGACCAAAAAACAAACAAAACUCACUGAAUUACUAAAACAGGAAUGAAAGAGAUAUUGCUACUUGCUAAUCUUAAAAAAUAAACCAGAAUAUAAAGGAAUACUAUGAGCAACUAUAUGACAACAAAUUAGAUACAACUUAGAUGAAACGGACACAUUCUUAGGAAGAUACAAAUAAAAAAAUUAAAUCUGACUCAGAAGAAAUAGAAAAUAUGGAUAGACCUACAGCAAGUAAAGAAGUUGAGCUACUACUCAAAAAGCUACCCGCAAAGAAGUGAAUUCUACAAAACACUUUAAAGAAUGCCAGUUCUUUUUAAAAUUUAAAACUUUUAAAUUUUAAAUUAUAGGUACAUAAUAGUUAUGCCUGUAUCAAAAGGCUAUCGAUUAUUUACACACUCUUCUGAAAAAAUAGAAGAAAAUAGAAGACCCUAGUACCAAAACUGGACAAAGACAUAGAUGAAAAAUUAUACAAGCUACAGAGAGAUUUCCCUUAUAAAUAUAGAUGUAAAACUUGUGAGCAAAAUACUAGAAACCGAGUGAAGCAAUAUAGAUAAAGGACUAUACAUCAUGACCAUGAGGCAUUCAUUUCAGGAAUACAAGGUUGGUUUAAUAUGAAAAUCAAAUUAUAUAAUGCCUCAUACCAAUUAAGGAAAAAAGAAACCACAUUAUAAUCUCAGAUGCAGAAAAAGCAUUUGAUAAAAUCCAAUAACCCUUCAUUUUAUACACACCCCCCCACACACCCCACUCAGAAAUUUGGAAUAAAAUAAAACUUCAACAACUAAUAAGGUGGAUCUACAAAAAACACACAGCUUACACCAUAAUACUACAUGACACUACAUAAUAGAGUUAGAUGAUACAUAAUGGAAAAAGACAAUGUUUUCCCUCUCAGAUCAGGAAAGAGAUAAGAAUGUUUACUCUUGAUACUUCUAUUAAACAUUAUACUGGAAGUUCUAUCUAGGGAAAUCAGUCAAGUAAACAGAAGGCAUCAAGAUUGGAAAGAAAGAAGUAAGUUAAUGAUAUUUUCGAUAAUAUGUUGUAUAUAGAAAAUUCCAAGGAAUUCACUAAAAGCCUAUUGGAACUAUAAAUGAGUUCAGCAAGGUUGAGGAUCAAUUAAUGAUUGAUUUUUCUGUUAAUUACAAAAAUCACUUAUUUCUAUGUUGUACCAAUUUCUGUAAGUGAAAUUAAGGAAACUUUCAUUUUUAAUAAAAAAUUAUUCAAAAUGAAUUUUUAAAAAUGAAUUUAAACACAUGCAAAAAUUACACUCUGGGAAGUUAUAAAAUAUUGUUGAAAGAAAUUAGGAAGAGCUAAAUAAAUGGAAAGACAUCCAUGCUUGUGAUUAGAAAACUUAAUACUGUUAAGAUGACAAUACUGACCAAGUUGACUUACAGAUUCAAUAGACAAACUAAUUCUAAAAUUGAUGUGGAGUGCAAAGGACCCACAAUAGUUAAAAUAUUUUGAAAAAGAGCAAAAGUGGAUUAUUCCUCCUUCCUGACUUCAAAACUUACUAAAAAUCUAUAGUAAUCGAGUCUACGUGGUACUGGCAUAAGAUUGUACAUACAGUUCAAAGGAAUAGAAUUAAGAGUCCAGAAAUAAACCUUCACAUUUAUGGCAAAUUGACUUUCAACUUGAGUGUCAAAUUCACUCAAUGAGGAAAGAAUAGUCUUCAACAAAUGGUGCUGGUACAACUGGACACCUACAUGCAAAUGAAUGAAGUUGGACUUGUUCCUUACAUUGCACACAAAAUGAACUCAAAAUGGAUCAGACUUAAAUGUAAGAGCAAAAACUGUAAAACUCUUAAAAGUAAAUCUAGAAGUAAAUCUUCAUAACCUUGGGUAAGGCAAAGACUUCUUAGACAUUAUACCAGAAGCUCAGUGACAAAAGAAAAAAUAUAUAAAUUGAACUCCAUCAAAAUUAACAUCUUUUUGUGUUUUUACAGGACACUAUCAAGAAAGAAAAAGCCUACAGAUUCGGAUAAAAUAUUUGCAAAUUCUAUAUCUGAUAAGGAACUUGUAUUCAGAAUAUAUAGGAAAAAACUUUUACAACUCAAAAAGAAAACUAAUUUCUAUAGUGGGCAAAGGAUCUGGAUUGAAAUUUAUCCAAAGAAGAUAUACAGGUGGUCAAUAUAUACAUAAAAAUCAACCACAAUGAGAUGCCAGUACAAACUGUCUAGAAUGGCUAUUAAAAAAAAAGACACAUACGUAUUGAUAAGGAAGUGGAGAAAUUGGAAUCCUCAAGCAUUGCUGGUGGGAAUGUAAAAUGAUACAGCUGCUUUGGGUAAUAGUUUUGCAGUUUCUCAAAUGUUUAAACAAAGUGUAACAUAUACUCGAGAAAUGAAAACAUCUGUCCCCCAAAAUUAUAAAUGUUCAUAGGAACAUUAUUUAUAAAAACCAAAAACUGGGAACACCCAAAUGCUCAAUGGAUGACUAGAUAAAAAUUAAAUGUGGCAUAUCUAUACAAUGAGAUAUUUGGCAUGUACAAUUAUUUCAUUCCUUGCCAAAUAUCUCAUUGUGUAUGGAUAUCCAUACAAUGAGAUGUUAUUUGGCAAGAAAAGGAAUGAAAUAAUGAUUCUUGCUAUUACUUGGAUGAAUCUUGGAAACAUGAUAAGGGAAAGAAGUCAGCUUAAAAGACCACACAGUGUGUGACUCCAUUUAUGAGAAAUGUUCAGAACAGGCAAAUCUAUAGAAACAGAGUAGAUUAACAGUUUCCUAGGGUUAAGGGUUUGGGGGAAAAUAGAGAAUGACUGUUAAUGAGUGUGAGUUUCUUUUAAGGUUGAUGUUCUAAAAUUGAUUUUGUGUCGAUAGUUGUACAACUCUGUGAAUCCACUUAAAAUUAUUGGAUCGUAUAUUUUAAAUGGUUAAAUAGUAUGAUAUGUGAAUUAUAUCUCAAUCAAAUGGUUUUUAAAAAACAUUUGGAGCAUUUUGGGGCAUUUUUGAGUAUUUAUAAUUUGUAGAUACAAAAACAUGGUAUUGGUUAUUUUCUAUCCACACUACUUGUUAAAAUAUGUUAGUAAAUCAUGUUUCCUGGGGAAAAAAAUGAACAUAUGACAUGACACAUUGAAAUGACUAAAAUCAGAGUGACAAAAUAAAGCAUUGGCACAGAUGUGGAUCAAGAGGAGUUCUCAUAUUGCUAAUGGGAUAGCAAAAUAGGACAGCAUCUUUGAGAAAUGGUUCGACGUAUCAUAUGAAGUUAAGCAUACACUUGUACUAUGACCCAUAAAUUUCACACCCCUAUAUUUACCUAAGACAAAUGGAAAUCUAUGUUUGCACAAAGACUCAUAAGUAAAUAUUUAUUAUAGGCCAAAACUGAAAACCAUUAAAAUGUUUAUCGAGUAGUGAGUAUACCAACAGUUGUAAAUCUACACAGUGGAAUAUAACUCAGCAAUAAAAGAAAUGACUACAUAAACAUAAAACAUUUUGCUAAGUGAAAUGACUGCAUGCUACACAUAGUUAUAUUUAUGUGAAAUUCUAGAUAAGGAAAAACUAUAGUGACAGAAGUGAGAUCUGUAGUUGGGGGCAUGCUGUCAGGGGAGGUCAUUGACUGUAAAUAGGCAUAAGGGAUCUUCUUGGUUCAAGAAUAUUCUACAUCUUGAUUUGGUCAUAAUCCAAAUUAUGUCUCUAUCUUACUUAAAAUGGUUCUCCAUUGUCCACAGAAUUAAUUUCAACUUACUUAAUAUGGCAUUAAACCCAUUUAUGAUGUCAAUACCAUCUCCUCUGGAAGUCUUUUAAGUUACCUAUUCAUCAGUACUUCAACAGUAGGAGGAACUCAAGAUUCUUUACUCAUGGAACAGGAUGCACACCACGAGUUAUAAGAUUUUCCCUGGGCAGUUAAUUUGGGAGUCUGCCAGAUGUGGCCUGCAGAUUAUCACUUCCAUGACCCCUCUAUCUGUUUGUGCUCACAUAAUUCCAUUAUGAAAUAUAUAAAAUUGAAUUAAUAGCUAAUUUCUUUUGAGUGCUGAACAAUGUUCUACUGGCUGCAUGUACCAUCAUUUAUUUAUCCAUUCACCUACUAAAGGACAUCUUGGUUGAUUCAAAGUUUUGGGAAUUAUGAAAAAAGCUGCUAUGAACAUCUUUGUGUACAUUUUUGUAUGGACAUGUAUUCAACUCCUUUGGGUAAACACCAAUGGGCACAAUUGCUAAAUCAUGUGAUGGAAACAAUUUGCCUAUUUGUGUGGUCGGACCAAGUUCUUCUGAUGGUCUUCUUUCUGUACGUUGCCGUCAGUGAUCAAAGUAAAUGAGCCAUCAUAAGGAUGCAGAAAAUACGGAGACUGCAUGACUUGCAAUAAGAAUGUGGGAAUAAGUGCUUCUUCUCUUCACACAAAACUUUUAAAAAACGUGUUUUUACCAAUGAUUUCAGGAUUAAAUGAAUGGAAUAGUUCUGAAAUAAAUAUAGAUGAAAGAAAGAAAAUGCAAGGAGAAAAUUUCACCAUUUGGAGCAUUUUUUUCUUGGAGGGAUUUUCCCAGUACCCAAGGUUAGAGGUGGUUCUCUUCAUCUUCAGCCUUGUAAUGUAUCUGACAACCCUCUUGGGCAACAGCACUCUUAUUUUAAUCACUAUCCUAGAUUCACGCCUUAAAACCCCCAUGUACCUAUUCCUUGGAAAUCUCUCUUUCAUGGAUAUUUGUUACACAUCUGCCUCUAUUCCUACUUUGCUGGUAAACUUGCUGUCAUCCCAGAAAACCAUUAUCUUUUCUGGGUGUGCUGUACAGAUGUAUCUAUCCCUUGCCAUGGGCUCCACAGAGUGUGUGCUCCUGGCCGUGAUGGCAUAUGACCGUUAUGUGGCCAUUUGCAACCCGCUGAGAUACUUCAUCAUCAUGAACAGGCGUGUCUGUGCACAGAUGGCCAUGGUCUCCUGGAUGAUGGGUUGCCUGACUGCCCUGCUGGAAACCAGUUUCGCCCUGCAGAUUCCCCUCUGUGGGAAUCUCAUUGAUCACUUCACCUGUGAAAUUCUGGCAGUGCUAAAGUUAGCUUGUGCAAGUUCACUGCUCAUGGACAUGAUCAUGCUGGUGGUCAGCAUUCUCUUGUUGCCAAUUCCAAUGCUCUUAAUUUGCAUCUCUUACAUCUUCAUCCUUUCCACUAUUCCGAGAAUCAGCUCAGUAGAGGGAAGAAACAAAGCUUUUUCUACCUGUGGUGCCCAUUUGACUGUGGUGAUCUUGUAUUACGGGGCUGCCCUCUCUAUGUACCUAAAGCCGUCUUCAUCAAACUCACAAAAAAUAGACAAAAUCAUCUCGUUGCUUUAUGGAGUGCUUACCCCUAUGUUGAACCCCAUAAUUUACAGUUUAAGAAACAAGGAAGUCAAAGAUGCUAUGAAGAAACUGCUGGGCAAAAUCCCAUUGCAUCAAACACACGGAUGUCUCUGAUUGGGUCACUAUGGUUUUACCAGAGCUGCGCCCCUGGCAGAGCUCACCAGAGAAAUUCUAGACCAUAGACAACCUCUUAGAAUUCUGAUUGGAUAUUAUCUCUCUAUAAUUUCACAGUUAUGAGAUGCAUACACAGAGUGAUUGCCUAUUAACAAUAGUAGGUUUCAAUUUGCAUUUGUUAAUAUUUCCUUUUUGUGUUUUGUGGUUGUGAGGUUUUCAGUUGUAAAGUCAUCAAAUGUGCGCUCCUGAAGAAAUCUUGUGUAUCUUGUAUGCUUUAUUCUUUUCUCAAAUGAGGUGGGAGCAUAAAGAAACAAAUGAAGACUGGCCUUGAUUAUGCAACUGAGAAAACAGAAUUUAACAACGUAAAAGACUAGCUCAACAUCACACAAUUGUAGAACAGGGACUCUGACAUCCUUCUGAUUUCUUGGCCAGAGGUUGUUCUACCACAUCGUAGUGGCUUUCAAAUUACCCUUCAUUAUUCAAAACUCCUGAUUAAAAUUCCUUAUCUCCCUGAGUAAAACAUUCAAUGAUGCCUACUUGAUUUUUCCACUUUCCGCCUUGCUUUUCUAAGCUCAUAAAUACUUGUGCAAAUAUCUGCUUUUAUGCCAGUAUACUACCUAUGCACUAACUAAGUCUUUUUCAUUUAUGUUUGUCUUUUUUCUUCAUUGGAUGAUUGACUUCACAGGGACAAGUGUUUCUGUUAUUUUGUACCUUUUCUGUUUACAGCAGUCAUUUAGUAAGUUAAUAUAUUUGUCAGCUUUACACCAGUCACUUUAUUUGAGAAGAAAGUACCACUUGUGAAAAUAUAAAGAUGAAACAAGGGCAGUAAGGUGUAUUGCUUUAUAAAUAUUUAAACAUUAUAGAGACAAUGUUUAUGUUAGUUGUUUUAAAUCUUUUAUUCACAUAUAAACAUUGCUUGUUAAAAAUGCCUUCACUUCCAGAUAUUCUGAUUCAGUGACUCUAGGGUGGUUCCUCAAUAAUCUGUAGUUAUAGGUGGAGCCUCAAGAAAUUCUGAUAUAGGUUGGGCAGUGACCAUACAUUGGGAGACAUUAUUUCCAGCAAAAAAUUAUCUUUCAAAAAGAGGCCGGGUGUGGUGGCUGAUGCCUGUAAUCCCAGCACUUUGAGAGGCCGAAGCAGGUGGAUUACGAGGUCAAGAGAUUGAGAUUAUCCUGGCCAACAUGGUGAAACCCCUUCUCUACUAAAACUAUAAAAAUUAGCUGUGCAUGGUGGUGCAUGCCUGUAAUCCCAGCUACUUGGGAGGCUGAAGCAUGAGAAUGGCUUGAACCUGGGAGGUGGAGGUUGCAGUGAGCAGAGAUUGUACCAUUGCACUUCAGCCUGGCAACAGAGCGAGACUUCAUCUCAAAAAAAAAAAAAGGAAAAUGAAAUUAAUUCUUUUUUCCUUUUUAAUUUAAUUUUUAUUUUUUUCCCUUAAUUCUUUCUGCCUCCAGGUGUACCUUCUUACUUGUCUAUCUCUACUUCUAAAGUAAGGAAGGGAAGAGGGUUUUGACUGGAGGAAUGUAAACUUAUGGGACAAAUUAAAAACAUAAAAUACUUUAAAACAUUUAGUAUUAGUUGAGUUUUGGAUUACUUAACUCUUAGAACUUCCUUUAGAUCUAGGACUUCUGUUACAUGUUCCUAGAUGUGUAACCUACAUACAAAGAAACUUGAACCCACCUAUAAAGAAACUCGAAACCAUAUAAAAAAUUUGGGAGAUGAAGCAACAAAAAUUUUUUUAAAUUUGAGACAGGGUCUCACUCUGUCACCCAGGCUGGAGUGCAGUGGCAUGAUCUCAGUUCACUGCAACUGCCACCUCCUAGGUUCAGGUGAUUCUACUGCCUCAGUCUCCUGGGUAGCUGGGAUUACGGAUGUGUGCUACCACGCCUGGCUAAUUUUUUAAUAUUUUUAGUAGAGGUGGGGUUUUACCAUGGUGGCCAGGCUGGUCUGACCAACUUGAAUUCCUGACCUCAAGUGAUCUGCCCGCCUUGGCCUCCCAAAAUGCUGGAUUACAGGCAUGAACCAACGUGCCCGGCCAACAAUGGGACAAAUUUGAUGCCAAAUAUUGCUGCCAAGAGAUGUUUGAUAGUAGAGAAUGGAAUUAAGCUCUGAGUAAUGGUUUUGGAAUGUAAGGGAAAGCUGACUGGGCAGCAUUUAUCCUAGAAGUAACUAUCUUUCUUCCUAGAUACACAACCUUCCCAAUGCAACUGCCACAAUCAUUGCCUGGCAAUUUCAGUGUUACAGUAUAAUUUUAUAGUAGGCUUUUAUUCGAGUAGAGCUAAAUUUUAUGUUAUAAUAGAACUGAAUUGCCUGCUUUCUGGAAUUUGUUAUGUGUGGUUCCAAACAUAAACAGGAAUAACUAGAGCUAUAGAAAUAGCUAAAAGCUUUACUUCAAAGAGGGAACUAUGAAACCUUGGAGACACAGACCAAACACCCUCUGUAGUCAGUCUGUCAGCUUUGACACAAGAAACUGAGCAUAUUGGCACAGAACCAAGUGUUUUAGAAUGGUAUAUGGACCAGAAUGGAACAGCAAAACAGAUGAGAACCCAGAUGUCAGAAGAGGACCCAGAGCAGAACCUCGGUGAGAAUCUCCUUGCAGGUCUUGGCUAAGACAUUAGUAGUUACAGCUAUAUGUUCCAUAACAUUGCUGUGUACAACAAUCUAUCUAUCUAUCUAUCUAUCUAUCUAUCUAUCUAUCUAUCUAUCUAUCUUUGCAUGCUUUAUAUAUAUAAUAUGCAAUAGUAAAGUUAAUUAUUGGUAAAACGGUGCAUUCCUUUCUUUGGAUUAGAUUCUAUCUCAAUCAACACUAAUUUCAAUUGUUACUUUUCUAAAGCCUCAGAUAAGGGAUCCUUUUGAGGUACUGUUUAAGAGAGGAAUAUAUUUGACAAAGAAGGUAGAACUACCUCUGAUAGAGAACCAAUUCCUGCAUGAAGGAUUAUGUGACUAGAUUUAUGCUUUAGAAAAAUCUGAUUAUGCCACUUCUCUACUUAAAUCCCUUAGCACUGUUUCACUGCCCUAACAUUUUAAGUCCUUAAGAUGACAUGCAAAAACUUUCAUAAUCUGAUUACUCACCAUUCAUAGCUUUUGCUUUAAGCACACCAGAAUUCUCUUGUUUCAACAGAAUUCUCUUGUUCCCUCCUUCCUUCCCUUCCUUCCUUC
Molecule: messenger RNA, 8644 nt
Organism: Callithrix jacchus (white-tufted-ear marmoset)
Lineage: Eukaryota; Metazoa; Chordata; Mammalia; Primates; Cebidae
Gene: OR2K2
Product: olfactory receptor family 2 subfamily K member 2
Biological process (GO): G protein-coupled receptor signaling pathway
Cellular component (GO): membrane
Molecular function (GO): olfactory receptor activity; G protein-coupled receptor activity
Source: RefSeq, a predicted model, not a curated record